AUGCCUCGAUCACGCAAAUCUGAACAAGUCCCCAAUUUCUGGGACAGUUUUCCCGCCGACCGAUUGCUCUUAUUCCGAGUUCCUCCAAAGCUCGACUUGAGGCAUGGACUAGGAAAUAGCGAGCAAAAUGAUAGUGUCGAGGAUGGGAAGUACCCCAACGACACGGUCACGAGCGUCUCCUCUGCUGGUUCUUCUCGAAGACCACGGGCGAACAUUACCAGUCUCCCACCCGAAAUCAUUCUCGAUAUUGUCAGCCAUCUCCAUCCCGUCGACCGCGUCUGUUUUGGCCUGUCCUGCAAAUACCUACUCUCCUCCACCCUACCUACCCUACAAAUCAGGCAAUCAGACUGGCUGCGCUACCACGACCGGCGGUACAGCUUUAUUCUCCCCCAGAUGCCUACCCUCUUCGUCCGUCUCGCACACGGUUGGGUCCCCAAGGACAGGUUCCGCUACUGCUACCGCUGCUCCAAGAUCCUUCCGCGCUCGCACGAAUACUUUUGGGAGAGACUGCGCAGGACAAAAAGCCCAAGGUUCCGCGACGGACUGGGCAUAGACGAGAAACAAUGGAAGUCCUUAGGCAAGAGGGCGAAAUACACAUAUCUGGUCGAGCACUGGUGCCACUCCCCGGAGGAGGAUAGUAGCGGUUUCUUCUGUGGCCACUGCUACUAUCGGGAAAGGGACCGCAUCAAUUGGCCGGUGUAUUGUCCCCUGUGCCUGGAGAUCGACUUGACAUGGGCCCCACCGAGGAAGCCUUGGGUGAGAAAAGCCUUGUGUCGGGGUCUGAGGGCCUUAGGGACCCCGUUCGAACUGGCUGCCUACUGGAUCCUCGUCUGUUGUCUUUACGCGGCUAGGUUUAUCUACGAUCAGGCAAUGCGAUGUUGGAGGGCACUGUCUUGA
Fonsecaea erecta is the source of this 897-nucleotide messenger RNA. RefSeq lists its product as hypothetical. The coding region runs from base 1 to 897 and encodes 298 amino acids. The transcript is spliced from 2 exons. NCBI's taxonomy places the organism in Eukaryota, Fungi, Ascomycota, Eurotiomycetes, Chaetothyriales, Herpotrichiellaceae. The record is from RefSeq and is a predicted model, not a curated record. Gene Ontology annotation, molecular function: protein binding.